This is a messenger RNA of Hipposideros armiger (great roundleaf bat), 4121 nucleotides long. It is a transcript of the gene TRPA1, whose product is annotated as transient receptor potential cation channel subfamily A member 1. The coding region runs from base 4 to 3432 and encodes 1142 amino acids. Gene Ontology annotation, molecular function: monoatomic ion channel activity; protein binding. Gene Ontology annotation, biological process: monoatomic ion transmembrane transport. NCBI's taxonomy places the organism in Eukaryota, Metazoa, Chordata, Mammalia, Chiroptera, Hipposideridae. Gene Ontology annotation, cellular component: membrane; transmembrane transporter complex. The transcript has 25 exons. The record is from RefSeq and is a predicted model, not a curated record.
UCAAUGAAGCGCAGCCUGAGAAGGAUGCUGCGCCCUGGGGAGAAGAAGGAACCCCAGGGCGUGGUCUACCAGGGCGUGGAGAGCGACAUGGACGACUCCAAGGAAUCGUUUAAGGUGGUUUUUGAAGGAAGCGCAAGUGAAUUACAAAGAUGUAUGAAGAAGCAAAAGAAAAUACACAAGUAUGAUGAUGUGAAUGCCGCCCCGUUGCAUAAUGCUGCAGAAGAAGGUGAAGUUGAGCUGAUGGAGAUGAUCAUCAAUGACUCCUCUUGUGAAGCGCUGAACGCGAUGGAUGAUUAUGGAAACACUGCUCUGCACUGGGCUGCAGAGAAAAACCAGGUUGAAAGCGUUAAGUUUCUUCUUAGCAAAGGAGCGAACCCAAACAUUCGGAACUGCAGUAUGAUGGCGCCCCUCCAUCUCGCCGUGCAGGGCUUGCACAACCAGGUGGUGAAGGUCUUGAUUGAGCACAGCAGCACGGAUAUUAAUUUGGAAGGAGAAAAUGGAAACACUGCUGUGAUAAUCGCAUGCUCCAAAGAUAACAGUGAGGCACUGCAGAUGCUGUUAAAUAAGGGAGCUAAGCCAUGUAAAUCAAAUAAGUGGGGAUGUUUUCCUAUUCACCAGGCUGCCUUUUCGGGUGCCAAAAAAUGCAUGGAAAUCAUAUUAAAGUUUGGUGAAGAAAAUGGGUAUAACAGACAAGCUCAUAUUAACUUUGUGAAUAACGGGAAAGCCAGCCCUCUCCACAUGGCAGUUCAAAGUGGCGACUUGGAAAUGAUUAAAAUGUGCCUGGACAACGGUGCCCAGUUGGAACUGAUGGAGAACGGGAAGUGCACAGCCCUUCAUUUUGCCGCCACCCAGGGAGCCACCGAGAUUGUCAAACUGAUGAUAUCUUCCUAUUCUGGGAGCAGCGACAUUGUGAAUGCCGUGGACGGAAACCAGGAGACGCUGCUUCACAGGCAAGCUACCGCCUUCCCAUCUGGGUACAGUUUCGGUUUCCAGGUGUUACAUUAUCCCCGACUGGAAGCACUUGUACAGCAGAGACUCUGCAGUUCAAAAGGAAAGAACAGGGAUAGCAAAGGCCCUGGGUUCAACUGGGAAUUACCGGCUCCUUUGGAAUCACAGAACAACACUGCGCUCCACUUUGCUGCCACGGAGGGCCACGCCAAGGCUGUCGCCCUCCUUCUGAGCUACGAUGCCGACAUCAUCCUCAACAAGCAACAGGCCUCCUUUCUGCACGUGGCAAUUCACAAUAAGAGGAAGGACGUGGUUCUUACAACCAUCAGGAGCAACAGGUAUGCUGGCUUCCUGUCCAGUCAUGGAGCAUAUGCAGUGUCUGGCUCCAUGGUCAUGGUCAUGGGCAAGCGAACUGCCCUGCCCUACCUGGACUUCCCCGACACACUCUUGCCAACAGAAACCCCAGAGCUGGAUAUUGGUGAAAAUAUUCUCCAGAACGGGAAGUGCACAGCCCUUCAUUUUGCCGCCACCCAGGGAGCCACCGAGAUUGUCAAACUGAUGAUAUCUUCCUAUUCUGGGAGCAGCGACAUUGUGAAUGCCGUGGACGGAAACCAGGAGACGCUGCUUCACAGGCAAGCUACCGCCUUCCCAUCUGGGUACAGUUUCGGUUUCCAGAUGCAAAAUAUCAAAGAGCUGGUAAUGGAUGAAGACAACGAUGGGUGUACACCUCUUCAUUAUGCAUGCAGACAGGGGGCCCCUGUCUCUGUAAAUAACCUACUGUGCUUUAAUGUAUCCAUUCAUUCCAAAAGCAAAGAUAAAAAAUCACCCCUACAUUUUGCAGCCAGUUACGGGCGUAUCAAUACAUGCCAGAGGCUCCUGCAAGACAUGAGCGACACAAGGCUUUUGAAUGAAGGUGACCUUCACGGAAUGACUCCUCUCCACCUGGCUGCAAAAAAUGGGCAUGACAAAGUGGUUCAACUGCUUCUGAGAAAAGGUGCCUUAUUUCUCAGUUGUUCCAAUCUGUCCGAAUGGGUGCUUUUAGAUUUUUGCGUGAUGCCUUCCACAGAAGACAAGUCCUGCCAAGACUACCACAUCGAGUAUAAUUUCAGAUAUCUCCAGUGGCCAUUAGAAUGCACCAGAAAAACGUCUGCAGAGGAUGUGGUUAGAUAUGAGCCUCUCGGAACCCUCAAUGCAAUGGUACAACAUAACCGCAUAGAGCUUCUCAACCACCCUGUGUGUAAAGAAUAUUUACUUAUGAAAUGGCUGGCUUAUGGGUAUCGAGCCCAUCUUCUGAACCUAGGCUCUUACUGUCUUGGGCUCCUGCCUAUGACCUUUCUUGUUGUCAAUAUAAAGCCAGGUAUGGCUUUCAACUCAACUGGGAUCAUCAAUGAAACUAGCGAUCAUUUAGAAAUAUUAGACACCAAGAAUUCUUACCCUAUAAAAGUUUGUAUGAUUUUAGUUUUUUUAUCAAGUAUAUUUGGAUAUUGCAAAGAAGUGACCCAAAUUUUCCAACAGAAAAGGCAUUACUUUUUGGAUCACAGCAAUGGAGUUGAAUGGACCAUCUACACAACGAGCAUCAUUUUUGUGUCGCCCUUGUUCGUUGGCAUACCGGCUCACGUGCAGUGGCAGUGUGGGGCGAUUGCUAUUUACUUGUAUUGGAUGAACUUCUUAUUAUAUCUUCAGAGAUUUGAAAACUGUGGAAUUUUCAUCGUUAUGUUGGAGGUAAUCAUGAAGACGCUGUUGAGAUCUACCGUUGUGUUUAUCUUCCUUCUCUUGGCGUUCGGACUUAGCUUCUAUGUCCUCCUGAGCAUACAGGACGCCUUCAGCUCUCCGCUGCUUUCUAUAAUCCAGACCUUCAGCAUGAUGCUGGGGGACAUUAAUUACCGCGAUGCCUUCCUGGAACCAUUUUUGAGAAAUGAGCUGGCAUAUCCGCUUCUAUCCUUUGCACAACUUAUUAUCUUCACCAUGUUUGUCCCAAUUGUCCUCAUGAAUUUACUGAUCGGCCUGGCAGUCGGUGACAUUGCUGAGGUGCAGAAGCACGCACUGUUGAAGAGGAUUGCUAUGCAGGUGGAACUCCACACCAACUUGGAGAAGAAGCUGCCACUCUGGUUCCUGCGCAAAGUGGAUCAGAAAUCCACCACCGUGUAUCCCAACAGACGCAGAUACGGUAGAGGGUUAUUAAGUGUAUUUUAUUAUAUCUUUUGCACCCAAGAAGCAAGACAAGAAAUACCAAAUGUCGAUACAUCUUUAGAAGUAGAAAUAUUGAAGCAGAAAUACCGGCUGAAGGAUCUGACUUCUCUUCUGGAAAAACAGCACGAGCUUAUUAAACUCAUCAUUCAGAAGAUGGAAAUCAUCUCGGAGGCAGAGGAUGAAGAUAACCAUAGUUCUUUUCAGGACAGGUAUAAGAAAGAGCAGUUAGAACAAAGGAGCAGCAAAUGGAAUUCUGUGCUGAGAGCAGUAAGGGCGAAAACUCAGUACCCUUAGAUUAGCAUAGUUACCUACCACAGCAGGGCUCCCUACGUAUAUAUUUCUUAUAUAUUAAAUGCAAAUAUAACAAAUGUAUGCACUGGGCCUAAUUUCCAAUUUGGAAAGAGUGAAGAGGGGAAAGCAGAAAUCUGGUUCUGUUUCAUUACCUGUGAAACCAUGGUUUCUACAUCCCAUGUAAAAGGAAACUCUCUCUUUCUCUCUAUUCAUAUUUUCUGCCAGCCACUCUGUGUUGGGAAUAUCCCUGCGGAUAUGUUCAAGUUGGACUUUACCUCUCAUUAUUUGAGUGGUAGAAAGUAAUUUGCUACAACACACAUUUUUAGUGAUAAGGAGUCAUAAAUGUAACUGUUAAGCUAGAAUACAAAUGUCAAUACUGGAUUCCUGCUUGAUGAUUAUAUAAUAUGUCAUGCGUUACACAGUUAAUAAUUAGAUUGGGUUCUACCAUUUGGCAUCUUUGUGUGUGUGUGUGUGUGUGUGUGUGUGUGUGUGUGUGUGUGUUGGAAGACCCCGUGGCUGGAACCCGGUGUGCUCUAUUCCAACCGUAAUAAAUGGCCCCACCCUUCUUGCUGCUCCCGGGACACCUGAUGUCACUUUGAGUUCAGGCUCAAACUAACAGACCUUAUGAUAUGCAUGAAUUUGACUCUAGAUAAUGUGUUGUUUCUGUGUUUUUUUGUUUGCCAAUGAUCAGA